Molecule: messenger RNA, 1740 nt
Organism: Erpetoichthys calabaricus (reedfish)
Lineage: Eukaryota; Metazoa; Chordata; Cladistia; Polypteriformes; Polypteridae
Product: zinc finger C2HC domain-containing protein 1C-like
Exons: 2
Coding region: 1-1740 (579 amino acids)
Source: RefSeq, a predicted model, not a curated record
AUGGCUCACCUGAGGACGACGUCAUAUCCUUAUGCUGGCUCCCGGCCUCCAUAUCAUAAAAACAUACAGCCUUCUCAGUUCCUGUCUAUGGGCCAAAAUGGUUGGCAAAUAUCAAAACCCCAGUACGUGCAUUACCAGGAGAGUCCACUUCAAGAAAAGGAAAGAAAAAUGCUCGCUCUUUAUGACCGACAGCAACAGGCAGCACUGUCCAGAGUAAGAAACACCUUCGGUCACCAGAAUCUUUCACCAGAUUACAAAAUGGUGAACAACCAACAAACAGGUGUGCUGCACAGGGGCUACAGCUCUGCUGGGUCUCAGUUUAGGUAUAAUCACGCUGAGCAUAUAAAGUAUUCACCAACACCUAUUUCAACUUCCAAGAAGACAGCUGGAGUGGAUCGAGCCUAUCCGUUAAAGCCUGUUUACUACAAAAAAGCUGCCUGCCUAAACCACACGUUUAAUCAAAAAGGAGGAAAAUUUGGGGAGGCCGCCAGGAAAUCCUCAUUUAUGCCAUCUGCAUCUGCAGAGUCCUCUGAAAGUUCCAAUAUGAGUGCUGCAAGGAGCCAUUUGGCAGUUUGCAAUCAAGAUGAUCAGAGUCCUGCUGCUUCUCAAUAUGGUGCUUACCGAGGUGGGCCUACUAAGUCAGAGAUGGUAAGGGAACAGCAAAGGUAUGCAGAAGAAAUGGAGCAAGUCCUAGAAGAGAAGAUUCAAAGGGAUAAAGCCCUCCUCUAUGAAAAGCUGUGGAGGUCACAAAACAAUGUCAGAAGGAAUCAGAGAGAAGAACAAGAAAGGAAAGAAAUAAAAGAAAGGACUCAACGGAAACGAUGCCAAGCACGAUACUUUGAUGAUAGCCUGCUGGAAGAGUCAAAACCGGAGUGGAGAUAUGAAUAUCAGGGGUCGUUCAAGAGCCAUGGAGGAGGAGGAGGAGGAGUAGGAGAUCAGUAUAGACAAGGAAGUAACAUUCGAAAAAUCCAUGAGCAGCACUGGAGGGAAACAAACCCUGAAUAUGUUUCUUCAGAAGUGGACUACAAUAAAUAUUUAACCACAUAUAACGAAAUUGCAGAAAAAAUGCAAAACGCAUCCUGUGGCAAAAAGUCAAAUGAAUUGAACAAGCCUCUUCUUAAUUAUAGCCCUUAUGUUAUUCACCAAAAGCAAGACUCACAAGCAGCAGACUUGGCCAUGACUGAGAAUGCAAGGUACGUUAAGGGUGACCAGGCAUACGACUAUGAAUCCAAGAGCAGCUAUGUAGAGUAUGAAAAGGCAGCAGAUGCGGCAAAGGAGAUGGAAGGGGAAUUAGUGUCUGGAGAUCGUCAGCGGGUGGCAUGUCCCUACUGCAACCGGAAGUUUGAUGCUCAUCGAGUGGAGAAGCACGAAAAUGUUUGUGUGAAGUUGUUUAACACCAAAAGGAAAUUGUUUGAUUCUUUUAAGUACAGAAUUCAAGGGACAGAUAUUGAAAAAUUCAACAAACAACAGAAGACAUUUCCUACAGUACCACAGCCGGAAAAGCACUGGAGGCAGAAGCAUGAAAACUUGGUGAAUACUCUUCGGGAAUCUCGAAAAACACAGAAGCUUCUCCUGAAAGAUGGAAAAUCUUCUAAAGCACCUCAGGUCCCAUCUAAAGAUAACCCAGAGAGUAGCCGGAAAUAUUCAUCUUUUGCAGCGGAACGGCACAUUCCAAAAAGUGAGAGUGUCAAAAGUCGUCCUCCUCCCCCUCCAAAGAAGAAAAACAUAAAAAGGAAUUAA